Molecule: messenger RNA, 614 nt
Organism: Zingiber officinale
Lineage: Eukaryota; Viridiplantae; Streptophyta; Magnoliopsida; Zingiberales; Zingiberaceae
Exons: 2
Coding region: 62-367 (101 amino acids)
Source: RefSeq, a predicted model, not a curated record
AUUGGAUAAUAAUGCCAAAUCGAAAUUGCAGAGGCGAGCAGAGUACAGCAAGCACACCGCCAUGGCCUCCUCCACAGCUCGACUCUCUCUCCGCCUAGCUGCCGCCCUCCUCCUCCAACUCGCAGCCUUCUACAUCGGCCGCCCUCUCUACUGGAAGAUUGCCGCCACUGUCCACGAGAUCCGCCAGAACCGACAGUCCGUCAAGCAAGGGAUCUCGCAGUUGGUCCGGGGGGCGCAGAAGUCGGUGGGGUGGGUGCAUGAUGAAUUCGACUCCGGAGCCAGCGAUGAUCGGAAGGAUCCCAAAGCUAUCAGUAGAAGGAUCCUCGGGUACAGAUCGGAUUCUUCACUGCCUCGCCCUUUUGCGUAGGGUAGUCGUGGAGUCGAGACUUAUCCAUUGCUCUGGUUUGUCCCCUUCCUAAACCGUGUUUAGAUAAUAAAUUUGUGGCUGUAGUAAUUUUGUGACUAUGUUCGAAUUGUAUUCUAGCGAAUCUCAUGGACAAGGAUUUCUCUUUCUCAUUUCAUGUUUGUUCAUCAAUGCUGAUUUCAAAUUCUCUCCUGUAUAUGAAACUGAGACAUGAAUUCAAUUUGAUAUUGCAUGAAACAAAUUUAUCUGA